Molecule: messenger RNA, 821 nt
Organism: Syngnathus typhle (broad-nosed pipefish)
Lineage: Eukaryota; Metazoa; Chordata; Actinopteri; Syngnathiformes; Syngnathidae
Product: parvalbumin-7-like
Exons: 5
Coding region: 76-417 (113 amino acids)
Cellular component (GO): nucleus; cytoplasm
Molecular function (GO): calcium ion binding
Source: RefSeq, a predicted model, not a curated record
GACAGAUCACUGCUGCCUUUGCUGUCCGCUUGGCUUGCAGCGAGUGUGGAAGAUCGGGAUCGAAUUCACGGGACGAUGUGUGCUGACAGGAUGGUGAUGACGGACCUGUUGAAAGCGGAGGAGAUCAAGAAAGCUCUUGAUGCCUUUGCAGCAGAGACCUUCGACCCUAAAAAGUUCUUCGACCUGGUGGGAAUGACGGCGAUGUCGGCCGAGAGCGUCAAGCAGGUCUUCCGGGUUCUUGAUGUGGAUGGAAGCGGUUUCAUAGAAGAAGAUGAACUCAAGUUUGUGCUGAAGGGUUUCUCCAAGGAUGGCAGAGACUUGACAGAUGAUGAGACAAGAGUGUUCCUCAAAGCUGCGGACAAGGACGGCGACGGGAAGAUCGGAAUUGACGAGUUUGAAGCGAUGGUGCAUGAGUAGGAGAAAGCAGGACCUCUUCUUCGUCCUCCGCCUCCCUGAAUUCAUAGUUUGUACCUGCCACCAUCAAACUUCUUUCACCUCCCCGGGGGAAGCCACACAUGGAGACGGACAGGCCUGACCCGCUCACCCACGAAAACAGGCAGCGUCUAUGGGGAGGUGUUACCAGAUUUGGGUUCCAUGUUUUUGUUGGGUAUCAAAUGUACUUCUCAAUCGUUCUUGAUGAGCUCAUAAAGAUGGCUUGGUGCUAGUGAUGUUGUAUUCCAAAUGAUUCUUUUUUCAGAACUGUUCAUUUUUACGGUUUGGUCACAUGCCAGCGCAGCCCGCAUUAUUUUGCUCUUCACCACGCAGCCCCACUCAUCCGUGCCUAGAAAUUCACAACCAAGAAAGUGAGAGAAGACAGUAAG